UCAGCUAUAAAAGGGAAUCUUAGGCAUAGGGACGCACUGAUCCGUGAGACCAUUGUGGGUGAUAUUUUGAUAAGCACCACAACAAUAGACACUUGCUGUAGUAUCUUCUGCGUUCUUCUCAUUAAUGAACAGAUUGACGUAGCAUGGCAAUGAAAAGCGAGUUGUUGAAAGUUCAAUCACAGCAGAAAAGGUGGCGGCUGCACCUCCGAUAAUGCCAAGAACUACUAUAAAGAUACAGAUGAUUAACGUUUUACGCGGAGCAUAAGUGAGUACAUCUCGGAGGCUAGGAGGAGAAUCAUCAUGUUUAUUGAAUUUCUCAGCUUUCCUUUGUCGAGCAAGUAG
This is a messenger RNA of Haemonchus placei, 342 nucleotides long. The record is from the annotation of a GenBank genome assembly. NCBI's taxonomy places the organism in Eukaryota, Metazoa, Nematoda, Chromadorea, Rhabditida, Trichostrongylidae.